AUGGCUGAACCGUUUGUUGGAUCAGCCAUGGAACCAAAGAUGUUGGAACCGGUUGUGGAGACCAAGGAUGAAAUGAGGACCGCCUGCUGGGACCGGUAUGGAAGGCAGAUCCAGAAUCGGAGCCUUAUACAAAUCCAAGAUCACGUCCUCCAUGGUGAAUGUUUCCCGAUGUCUGCAGGUACUGAUUUGGUUGUCACCUCUGCAGAUCUUUCCCAGGGUCCCCACUGGCAACUUUUCAUUUUGUGGGCUGCAUUCAUUGGGAUUGUCAGCUUGGUGGUAGCUGUGAAAGUUUUGGUUUUGCAGCUGGAAGUUGAGAGGGGAAAAAUCAUGGCUGCUGGCACAUGCCCUGUGAAAUGCAAUUCCUCAUCAGACGAUUUCAUGUCUUUUCUACGAAGUAGAUUUUGCAACCAGGGCGAAUCCACAUGGACAGUGAAUUCCAGUUGCCAGAUCUGCCCUCAAAACUGGCGCCUCCACCCGGACAAAUGCUACUGGCUAUCAGUGGAUUUAAAAUCCUGGAAUGACAGCCAUAGGGACUGCUCAAAGAAGGGGGCUCAGCUGACUGUGAUCCAAGACAAGGAAGAUAUGGAGUUCUUAAAGUGGAUUACAGAGAAUGGACAGAGUUACUGGAUUGGACUCUCCCUCUCUUCAUCAGAGAAGAAAUGGGUGUGGGUUACAGGUCAUCCCCUUGACCAGAAUCUGUUCCAAGAACCACCAAGCUCUGCUGGAGAUGGAUGCUGUGCAAGAAUAAAAAACGGCAAAAUCCAAUCUGAGACCUGCACUGCUAUACAUCGUUGGGUUUGCCAGAAGGAUCCCAUUUUGUUAUGAUAUUUUGAUUGAUAUUAUUUGUAAUUUCAUUAUUUGCUGGGAACAUAAACUCCCAUGAGAUAAAUACAUCUCUAUUUUCACCCAAAUACCUUGCUUUGAAAUUUUGUUUAUAUUUUGUCAUGUUGGACUGAUGAUGUCUUACUUACCUACCUUCCUACUUAUCUACCUACCUACCUGCUUGUCCUGUCUUUGAUAAAAAGUCUGGAAGUUGACCCAAUAUUCUUCCUACACAGGCAAAGCAGCAGGCAGAGCCCAGUCAUAUAUAUAUAUCUCCCCCCUCUCACCCCAAACCAUCUUGCAGUGGUAGCGUAGUAAAUUUUGAAGUGAAAGAGCUCUUCUUCUGCUGUACUUCAGUGGAUUUGCCAGAAAGAUCCCACUUUGUUAUAUUUUAAUUGAGGUAAACCAUAAUUAAGGAGCAGCCGUCCCAUUCCUCCCACCUUUGCUUCCUCCUCUCCCCCCCUCAGUAUUUCUCUCUCUACCAUCCCUUCUUUUCUCUUUAUCACUCUUCCCCCAACAACUUCUGUCACUCCUCUUUCUCAUCCCCCAUGCCUUCUUUUACUUUUUCUGUCAUCAUCACUCCCUCUUUUCCUCCCCCAUCCCUUACUUAAGACCUCACCAGCAGUGCAGCUGUUCCCCUCACAUGGCUGUGGGGGAAUUCAAUAGUUCCCACAUCAGAAGCAGCUCCUCUUCAUUUGACAUGAUGGGUGUUGACUCCUCAUCCCCCAUCCACUAUACUGUCACUGGCCCCUCCUCCCCUGCACACAUGACUGCCUCAGAGGCUUCUGAGGAGAGGCAGUGAUGGCAGGGGCUGGCAGUAUCAAUCGUGUGCAAGUGCAGUGAGGUUCCUUUUGGAGGGGAUUAAUCCAUGUCUCCAUGUUGUGUAAGUUUUUAGAUUCUUCUGUAAACCUGCCCCCUCAAGUUUGCAGGAAAAUCUCCCUUGUCUCCACCUCACCCCAAACCACAGGAUCACUAUAAAAUAUGUGCAGGUCUCAUUUUGAGGGGGAAUGCACAGGAACGCAGUUCCGGAAGUUCCCCCAAGAGGCACAUGACAGGUGGCCCCGCUCACCUCUCAGCCAUUUUGGGCCCGUUUUGGCCUAGAUUGGGGCCAAAACAGCCCGGAUCGGGCCUCUGACAGGUGGUUUUACACUCUCCUGCUUAGCAGCGGCCUGAUCCUAACCAUUUUGGGCCCCUUUUUGGCCAUUUUCAGCCCCUUUUUUCCAUUUUGGGCCCAAUUUCGGCCCUGAAUGGCCAAGAUUGGGUCCAAAACAGCCAAGAUAGGUGAUGUCAGGGGGUGUGGCAUACGCAAAUCAGUUAGGCUAAUGACACACUUCCGGUGAUGUCAAGGGGCAUGGCAUAUGCUAAUGAGUUAUGUGUUGUGCUAAUGAGUCCCUCCAGCUUUUUUUCUACAAAAUGACCCCUGGAUAUGUGGAUGUUGUUAUUUCAUAGAAACAAAAUAAAAACUAGUGAGCACAAUGUAUUGGUAUUUUUUUUACAGAAAUCCUUUCUUUGAAGUUCAGAAAUCAUUGUUGAGGGAUUCUUUUUUGGCUACUGAAACGUUGAUCUGAACCUGUGUUUGUAGGGAGGCUAUGCGUAGUAUAGUAGCUGACCAACCUGCUUUCUCCAUAAUCAAAGCAACAGACCCAGAAGAUAUUAGAAACACCUUAUGUAAAAUAUGAGCUCAUGUAGCCAGGACCUCAAGCAUGCUGGACUGUAUUUGUAUGCAUGUAGAGUAUUCACAUUUUUACAAUACAACAUAGAAUUUACAUGGCUAUGAAGAAUAAAGAGAAUAUGCGCAUAUUUUUUAAAAACAAUGAGUGAAGCAGUGAAUUUGAAAAAGGACUAAGGGAAAGUGGGGCAAAAAGGAAGAGACACCCUGAGUGCUGGA
This is a messenger RNA of Eublepharis macularius, 2710 nucleotides long. RefSeq names its product killer cell lectin-like receptor subfamily B member 1B allele C. The transcript has 6 exons. Bases 1 to 825 code for a protein of 274 amino acids. Lineage: Eukaryota; Metazoa; Chordata; Lepidosauria; Squamata; Eublepharidae. The record is from RefSeq and is a predicted model, not a curated record.